UCUCAGAAAGCGCUUUCAACAGAAUAUGCAGGAUUGCACAUUUACUAUCAUGGCGUAUAUGCCUACCCUGGCGAGUCGUAUCCUGGAGGAGCUCGAUGUCGAAAGAAUAUCACUAGAGUUACAAAAUCGUUCAAAAAAGCAAGCUGUCCUAAAUAGCCAACCGGGGGAAUCCAGUGCGGAAGCAGCACCUCCGCCACGACUUGACUGGGUCUCAUCUGAAUCUGAUGUGCCAACGACUACAUCAGAGGAAGCAAGUGCUCCCAGUAAUCACACUCACCUUUCUGCAUCUCUUGGAUCUGCCGUUGAGUUGGAAGCCAGUUCACCCAUCAGUUCAUUUUCCAAUUUAUCGGAGCGAGAUGCCAGCAACUCGCAGCCAGGAGCACCCAGCUUUGCAUCACCGUCUAUUGGACAGGCCGCCUCAGAGGAUCAAAAUACAUCGUCAUAUCUCUCUAAUAUGGAGUCUUCUGAUCCUUUAUCGUCCUCCUUGCCUCUAUCAUCAAAUCCAUUGGCAGAUUCCGAGAUCAGCUGGGUCCAGUUCCAGAACCGACCCACGGAGAAUCAUGGAGGAAAUUCAACAGACUUGAACUCUUCAGCGGAACCCAAGACCGGUGGAGCACUGGAAGAUAAUUUACCAAUCAUCCCUGAUCUGGAACUUCCUAGCUUAGACUUAUCUUCCGUCUCUAUCGUCGACACGCAAUCAGCAGCCGAAACACAGGCAUCGGAUCGCGUCCAACCGAAUCAUGGUGGUAGUGCCAUGUCCCACAUUGGAGAUACAAUGGACACUCGUGACGAGAAACAGGAGCGACAACGGGAAAAAGAGCAACAAUCAGAAUUUGGAACCGAUUUAUUUGACUCAUUGGGACUAGUGGGAUCAUUCGUACACAGCGUCGCCCCUGCACUCUCCUCUGCUCUUGGAUCAAGCUAUUCAGUGCUACAAGAGGAAGAAACUCAUGAACCAGAAGACUUGCUUGACGAUGAUAUCGAAAGAAAGUACCUUACGCUCUCCUGGUGGCUCCUCCAUAUCGGGUGGAGGGAUGUUGCCUCACGAGUUAGAACUGCUGCAGAGGAAAUUUUGCAAGGGGUAUCACUCAAGAGCCGGUUGAGUAUGAAUGAUCUACGAGACCUCCUGGCGCAAAUGCGAAAACAAAUAGAGUUUGUCUCGGAUAGCUCUAUCCGCUCAGA
Acaulospora colombiana is the source of this 1182-nucleotide messenger RNA. Lineage: Eukaryota; Fungi; Glomeromycota; Glomeromycetes; Diversisporales; Acaulosporaceae. The record is from the annotation of a GenBank genome assembly.